AUGGAAUUUUUUCUUACUUCUCAUACUUCUAUUUCUGCUAUCAAUAUCUUUACCGCUUUAUGUAAACGGGUUGAAACAGGAGAAUGGAUGGAUGACAAAAAAGAAGAAUUAAAAAAUUUCAAGGAAACACUCAAUAAAGCGAUAAACAGUAUAAAAAGUGUCAAAGAUAAUGAGAGAUUAAAGCAGCUUAAUGAUUUCAGAGAAGGUGAUUUUUUGAAUCAACGUGAUUUAGGAUACAACCAUCCCGUAUGCUCAGAAAUCAUAGACGAUUCUUUAAAACCAUUUAUGGAUAUGAAAGAAAAAUUCAUAAAAAUUUUUAGAAUGCAGAGUGAUGAAAAAUUUAAAUUACUAGCAAAUAUUGCAUUAAAAAAUAUUUGCGAAAAAUUUUUGUAUGAAGAACAAGAGAACUUAGAUGUUGAGAUUGGAUACCUUGAAAUGGGUCAUCCGAAAUCAUCUCUUGACAAACAAAGACGGGACUACAAAAAAUUGAAUAGGUUUGGCAAGGAUUCUAUUGAUUUUAUUAAGGAAUCAAAACAUAAAAGAAAAACUGAAAAGUUAUCAAUAGAGUACUUGACAAUAUUUACAAUUAAUAUUGUCAGGGAUACUAUGGAAUUUUGCUCUAUGUGCAAAGAAUCAGGUUUAUAUAAAGUUUCAUUGCUUGAUUAA
Dentiscutata heterogama is the source of this 666-nucleotide messenger RNA. NCBI's taxonomy places the organism in Eukaryota, Fungi, Glomeromycota, Glomeromycetes, Diversisporales, Gigasporaceae. The record is from the annotation of a GenBank genome assembly.